AUGGAACUCGGUGGUGGUGAUGACCUCGGAACGGAAAAGAGCGCGACACGUCCGCGAGAGCCUUUCUACUUCUCAAUCCUGGACAGCAGCGCCUGUUCCAGAUGUCUUCCGGCCGCUGCCGAGGGCUCAGAAUUAUGA
Fusarium odoratissimum NRRL 54006 is the source of this 138-nucleotide messenger RNA. RefSeq lists its product as uncharacterized. The coding region runs from base 1 to 138 and encodes 45 amino acids. The record is from RefSeq and is a predicted model, not a curated record. NCBI's taxonomy places the organism in Eukaryota, Fungi, Ascomycota, Sordariomycetes, Hypocreales, Nectriaceae. The transcript has a single exon.